Molecule: messenger RNA, 1908 nt
Organism: Amaranthus tricolor (Joseph's coat)
Lineage: Eukaryota; Viridiplantae; Streptophyta; Magnoliopsida; Caryophyllales; Amaranthaceae
Product: serine/threonine-protein kinase AGC1-7-like
Exons: 3
Coding region: 105-1796 (563 amino acids)
Biological process (GO): protein phosphorylation
Cellular component (GO): plasma membrane; cytoplasm; nucleus
Molecular function (GO): protein serine/threonine kinase activity; ATP binding
Source: RefSeq, a predicted model, not a curated record
UUGUCUGUCUCUAAUAAUAAUAUCAUGACAUUCUUACAUUAUUACCAAACAAACAUAUAAUCUUGAAAGUGCAGUUGAUUAGUAUUAAUGAUUGCAUAAUAUUAAUGUGGUUUCCACAAAAACCUAACCAGGGAUUCAACCGGCGUUGCUGCGUUGCCCCAUUGAUAUCUUUUAAGCCUGUUCACAAGGCUGAAACUUUUGAGCGGAUGAGUUACCAAUCAUCAGAAGAAGACACAUAUGAGCUAAAAAGAGCAAGUCCAGAGUGGGGCACCAACACCAACAUGGACUCAGGCUCAACAUCACCCAAGGAACUAGCCACAACAGACCCAAACUCAAAGCAAAAACAGGCACUACCUGCCCAAACCAAGCCCCCAGACCACAGAAAACAAAUGGAUCCAAUCUGGAAACCUGGGUCUAACCACCCGAGCCCAAGGCCAAUACCCCGAACCCAAGAUCCAACAAUGCAAAGACGAGAAGGGAAUCGCAGUGACAGCAUCGAGAGCACGAGUUCAACCCCAUUAAAGCCACAUACAGGAGGGGAUACGCGAUGGGAUGCUAUAAACGCGGUUAAUGCAAGAGAAGCUCCUUUAGGACUAACCCAUUUUAGGCUCUUAAAAAGGUUGGGUUAUGGGGAUAUUGGUAGUGUUUAUUUGGUUGAAUUAAGAGCGAGUAGUGCACAUUUUGCUAUGAAAGUUAUGGAUAAGACAUCUCUUGCUAAUAGGAAUAAGUUGUUUAGGGCUCAAACUGAAAGGGAGAUUCUAGGCUUGCUUGAUCAUCCUUUUUUACCUACUUUGUAUUCUCAUUUCGAAACUGAUAAGUUUUAUUGCUUAGUUAUGGAGUUUUGCAGUGGUGGUAAUCUUCAUUCACUUAGACAAAAGCAGCCUCAAAAGCAUUUUACUGAAGAAGCUGCUAGGUUUUAUGCAUCAGAAGUACUAUUAGCACUAGAGUACCUACACAUGCUUGGCAUAGUGUAUAGAGACUUGAAGCCAGAGAAUGUACUUGUGAGGGAUGAAGGCCACAUUAUGCUCUCAGACUUUGAUCUCUCCCUUCGAUGUUCAGUAAACCCGACCUUGGUGAAGUCUUCCUCGGCUCAUAUUCCUAACAAUGGUAGUGCUGGUGGCGGUGGUGGUAGUGGUAUCCUUGACGAGGAAUCGGCAGUUCAAGGGUGCAUGCAGCCCUCAAGCUUCUUCCCCCGGAUACUACCCAGCAAGAAAAAUCGAAAAUCAAAAUCAGAUUUCGGUCUUUUUGUAAACGGAUCUCUCCCUGAGCUAAUGGCUGAGCCAACCAAUGUUCGGUCAAUGUCCUUUGUCGGGACACAUGAGUACCUCGCCCCAGAGAUCAUCCGGGGUGAGGGGCAUGGUAGUGCUGUGGACUGGUGGACUUUUGGUAUUUUCCUAUAUGAGCUCCUACAUGGGACUACCCCUUUCAAAGGACAAGGCAAUCGUGCCACCCUCUUCAACGUCGUGGGCCAGCCAUUAAGAUUUCCUGACACUCCGAAUGUCAGUAUGGUGGCUCGCGAUCUCAUUCGUGGGCUCCUAAUUAAGGAGCCUCAUAAAAGGAUUGCUUAUAAAAGGGGUGCUACUGAAAUCAAGCAACACCCCUUUUUUGAAGGGGUGAAUUGGGCACUUGUUAGAAGUGCAGCACCUCCUCAUAUUCCCGAGCCUGUAGAUUUUUCCAAAUUUGCUAGUAAAGAAACAACUUCUCCUAACAAGAAGGUUCUAGAAACUUCUAGUGGGAUUGACAGCAACCAGAGUUGUUCCAAUGAUUCUACUUACAUUGAUUUUGAGUAUUUCUAAUCAAUUAUACUGACCUAUACUUUAUCUUAAGAAAAAGCGACUACUUUUUUGUAACAAGGAAGAACUUAAAUUGUAUUAUUGUUUAGAAACAUAAAUCUCUUUCAAUACAAAC